This is a messenger RNA of Botrytis deweyae, 2035 nucleotides long. RefSeq lists its product as uncharacterized. NCBI's taxonomy places the organism in Eukaryota, Fungi, Ascomycota, Leotiomycetes, Helotiales, Sclerotiniaceae. Gene Ontology annotation, molecular function: heme binding; monooxygenase activity; oxidoreductase activity, acting on paired donors, with incorporation or reduction of molecular oxygen. The record is from RefSeq and is a predicted model, not a curated record. The transcript has 2 exons. Bases 1 to 1836 code for a protein of 611 amino acids.
AUGGUGUUUAACAAUGCUUCUGCGGUGACAAUGUUUCCUUCUUUUUUGAGGUUGCAGGAUUACAACGUCAAUAGGCUUCUAAUUGCAAUUACCUUGAUCUUAGGUAUUGGGCUAGCGAUAUUGUUUAGUAGGCCUGGCCGCAAGGACGAGGAGGGCACAAAAGGGACUGAACCUCCUGAGGUCAAAUCAAGGAUUCCACUAUUUGGGCAUUUGAUCGGUAUGCUGAAGGGACAAGUUGGCUACUUCCAGACGUUAAGGUAUGAGAUUAGAGCAACUACAUCAAAGGGCCUGCGGGGUACUCUCGAGAAAGUUGCUACUUGGCCCUUUGAUCUCUACACGAAGCUAUCCACCCCCUUCGACGAACAUUCACUUACCAUUUAUCUCCUUUACAGUUCCAAGCACCCUCUUUAUUCGGUCUUUACGCUUAAGAUAUUCACCGCACGUAUCUACGUUAUCUGCGAACCUUCGCUAAUUCAAGCUGCAUAUCGAAACACGAAAGCGUUUGAUUUUACUACAUUUGUCGUUGAUUCUUCGAAACGUGCGUUCAAUAUUGGCGAGCAUGGAAUGAAAAUAAUCCGCGGGGAAACUUCACCAGAUUAUGACCCGAAAGGGCCGUUUUUGAAUGGGAAUAAUGGGAUAUCGUACCUGAACGAGAAUCAUGGAUUGAUGGUAGAAUACUUAGGACCCGGUGGGAGUCUGCUAGAAUUGAACAAAGGAGUUCUGAGUGCUGUUGCUGAUAUCCUCCACAAGCUUGAUCAGAACUCUGGGAAAGUAUCCCUCUAUAAAUGGAUUAGAGAUACCCUUACGUUGGCUACUUCUGCGUCUCUUUACGGGCCACACGAUCCCGUGAGUGCUAAUCACAGCCUCAUAGAUUCUCUCUGGGACUUCGAGGAAAACAUGACAAUGCUUAUGCUUGAAUUUCUUCCUACAUUUAUCUGCCCGAAAGCUUAUCAUGGCCGUAGAGCCAUAAAAACUGCCUUUGCAUCCUACUAUGCUUCAUCACAUCAUACGUCCGCCAGUACACUCAUCAAAUCACGAUUAGAGUGCUCCCAGAAAUGGGGUCUCACGGCCGAGGAGAUUGCGAACAUCGAAAUCUCUACGCUUUUCCUCGCGACAACCAAUUCAGCACCAACAUGUUUUUGGUUACUUGUUAACAUUCUUUCAGAUCCGGCUUUGAUAUCUUCCAUUCAGACCGAGAUCUCCAAUAUCAUAUCGAAAAACAAAGAUGAGGAUGGAAUAGAAGAAUGUGUCAUGGACAUUACUCUGUUCCAAUCCCGUUGUCCUAUAUUAAUGUCGUGCUUUCGCGAGACGCUUCGUUUCGCUGAUGCGGCAACAUCUGUCCGAUCCGUCACCCAAGAUGUAAUCCUCACAUCAUCAACCUCUCAAUCGUCAUUUUUGCUUAAAGCUGGAAACGUCAUACAACUCCCUUCUGGCGUCACUCACAAUUCGCCGUCAAUCUGGGGGCCAGACGUUAAUUCAUUUAAUCCGUUUCGAUUCCUACCAAGUACCAUUGCGAAACUGGGAAAAGAACAGAAGAAACUACAAACACAGGGAUAUUUUCCCUUUGGUGGUGGAAAGCAUUUAUGCCCAGGAAGACAUUUUGCCACAACCGAAAUCCUCUCACUUGUUGCUGCUAUUAUUAUGGGAUUUGAUAUCUACGGUUCAAGUGUGCCGGAUAGAGCGUUUCAAAAGCUUGGCACGGCGGUUAGGAAACCUAAAAAUGAUGUUGAAGUCAACAUAAAGAGAAGAAAAGGCUGGGAAAAUGUCAUAUGGAGAUUCAAUGCUCAGGGUGAUGUUGAUUUUGAGGCUUUGGUGGGAGAGAAGACUGAUACCUGAGUCGCGAAGGUUGUCUUGCUAGAUUUUGAGACUAGCCAUCAUUCCCAGGUCAGCCCGAAUCGCAAUCCGACAAAGAUCGUUUCGUAUCCCGAAUUCGUUUUGUACAUUGAAUCUUUUCGAUAUGUUAUUUACACUUAGACGUGAUUAGAACUCCCGAGCUAUGGUGGUGAACAGCCGCUCAAUAUACUAUCCAUACUUG